Molecule: messenger RNA, 1893 nt
Organism: Sungouiella intermedia
Lineage: Eukaryota; Fungi; Ascomycota; Pichiomycetes; Serinales; Metschnikowiaceae
Source: the annotation of a GenBank genome assembly
AUGCGGUCCAGAACUUCCCCAGAACCUUGGGUGGCUUCCCAGCAUCGCACGAUGAGCCUAUGGGUUUCUUCGAUGGUGGGACAACCGGUUACAGACUUCACCAAGGAUUUGGCAGAUGGUCUCGUCUUGUACAAGUUGGUCAACAGAAUAAUUGCUGAUACGAGCACGUCUACCUACUCCUUGAAACCCGUGUAUUCCAAGGCGACUUUCAAGGUGCAGAAAGUGGAGAACGUAGAUGACGUGCUCAAGUACUGCCAAUUAGUAUUGAAAAUCAACACUACUAGCAUUAGCGCAGACAAUGUGGUGGACGGAAACUUGAAGCUUAUCUUGGGCCUUAUUUGGACACUCUUUGUGUACUCAACCUCGUACUCGACCUCGUUGGCAAAUGAAAGUCGGUCUUUUUCUGAGGUCAAAACAAUUCUUCUCAAAUGGCUCAAUGAUUUGGGCCGGAGGCGAGCAUUGCCUGGAAUGACCAAUUUUGACAAGGACUGGUCACUCCAGAGAAAUGCUAGACCAGAUUUGGUGUUUGCCAGCAUCCUCGAUUUCUAUAUUCCUAACAUUGUGAGCUACUCGGAUUAUUCCAUGGGUAAGAAACUCCAAAAUUUGGAGAAUGUGGUAGCAUUGGCCUGGGACGAGUUUCGAAUUCCCCAGCUCGCCGUUGCAGAAGACUUCAACGUGCUCGUGCCAGAUGAAAAAUGUAUCAUUUUCUACAUUUUGCAAUGGUACAUGUACUUUGAGGUCCAGGACGUUGGUGACGACACUCAGGUGUUCUCUGAGAGUAAUGACUGGAUGCCUGUGUUCAUGACUUCUGUAGUGGACGCCGUUCGGGUCCGUAACAAAUACGACACACGAGCAUUGCGCUUGGUGAACCACACCAACAACAAUAUUUCCAAAUUGAAUACCCUUCUGGAACAUAUGGAAGACUACAUUGAUCCAGUUCACUUGAGCCGGCUUUUAGAUGAGUAUUGCGGGCCGUUCCUGGAAAGUGCUCCUGUGGCAGAGCAGGUCUCUGCCAGAGAUGGAUGGUCUAGCAUCAAAACAUGUAUUGCUAUCUUCAUGGAACUCCUAGAGAAGUAUCUGCACUUCAGGUUGGUGCUUAAACCUGAGUAUUUUUACCAUGACUCUCCUGAGUUGAAAGUGUUAUUUAAGUCCGUCAAUACCUACCUUAAGGAAAUCGGCGUUUUUUCUGGCUACAUUCCUCAGAAGUUAUUGAGUCUAGAAUCUAUCAACUCUCGUCUCGAGAGACUAAUGGAAGCCGAUAGUGCCCUUGCUUCAAAGGUGGGUGAACAACUUAAUGAGAUCCUCAAGUCGAAAAUUACAACUCUCGAUACUUUAAUCGAUACGUUGGAAAAUAGAUUAAGCUCAGAGAAGAAGGGUAGCGAUGAAAUCAGAGCCUUCAUCGAUAGCUUGGAUCUGCUUCAGAAUUUCAAAAAUAUAGUUUGCCGGUCAAACGAACAAUUCCAAAGAAACCAUACGACGUCAGAUUUGCGGGCCUUGGUCGACUCUAUUGAUACCCUACAGAUUCCGGACACUCCGGAAACUCCAGAUAACUCCAUCUUCGCUAAGUUUAAAGAGUGUGUUCGAGCACAGAAAAACCAGUCGAACCUCACAUUUUCGGACGCAAGGAAUUUUCUUAAGCAAAUAUUGCCGUCUGAAGACAUGGAUACUGCGCCCAUAAAUGACUUUCUUAAUCUAAUUCCCACCAGAAGACUAAUUUAUCGAAGUGAAAGUGACGAUUUCAGUUCUUCUUACGCGUCAGACGAUAGCGAAGAGUCUGCAUCGAUUUUUGACCAUGUCCAAAAGACUCUCGAGCAUAAGCUUCUAGGUAAUCAUAACAAACUUUACGAUUUGGAGAGCCUAGUCAGCAAAAUCGAUGGUGGGUUCAGGAUCUAG